AUGCGGUUCUGCCUGGCGCCCGACACCCGCCGCAAGAUCAUCGAGUGCUUCUUCCCUGACCCAGACGAGCACGCGGCAAUCUACAAAGACCUCCACCAGCACCCCGAGCUGCCAUGUCAGGAGCAACGCACCGCCUCCGUCGUCGCCUCACGGCUCGAAACCCUGGGCUUCUCCGUCCAGCGGCACAUCGGCGGCCACGGCGUCGUCGGCCUCCUCCCCAACGGGCCCGGCGCUACUGUCCUCCUGCGCUCGGAGCUCGACGCCCUCCCAAUCAGCGAGGCGACGGGCCUCCCCUACGCAAGCAAGGCUGAGCAGGUUGACGCCGACGGGAUUAAAAAGGGCGUCAUGCACGCCUGCGCACACGAUAUGCACAUGACGUGUCUCCUGGGCGUGGCGGCGCUCCUGCACAGCGCGCGGGCCCUGUGGUCUGGCACGCUGAUCGUCCUCUUCCAGCCGAAUGAGGAGCGCCUGCUCGGCGCAAAGGCCAUGGUCGAGGACGGCCUGUUCGGCAAGAUCCCCCUGCCUAGCGUGUGCUUGGCGCAGCACUGUGUGCCCACCAAGAGCGGCACGAUCGCCGUCAAGCCCGGCCGGGUGCUGGGGUUCUUGGACUCGCUGGCUGUGCGGGUUUACGGGCGCGGCGCGCACGGGGCCACCCCGCAGCUCGCGAUUGAUCCGAUCGUGCUGGCAGCGAGUAUUCUCACGCGGCUGCAGAUGGUUGUGGGGCGCGAGAUGGACCCCAAGGACCCUGUUGUUGUUGGCUGUGGGGUGAUUCGUGCGGGGACGGACGCGAGCAUUAUCCCGGACUUUGCAGAUUUCACUCUUGAUGUGCGUAGCUUUUCGGAGACUGCGCAGAAGGCCGCCAGGGCUGCUGUGGAGAGAAUUAUCCGAAAGGAGUGUGAGGCUUCUGGGGCGACGAGGGCGCCGCGGAUUGAGACUGCGGUUAGCAGUCCGGCUAUUGACAAUGAUGUGAUCGCGACGGCGAGGUUCACGCGGACGUUGCAGGCGUACUAUGGGAGUCGAGCGGCGGAGGUCGUGCAGGAGAUGCCACCGGACAUCGUUGCGGAUGAUUUUGUGCUUCUCGCGCUGCCGCCUGGGAAGGAGCCAAUUCCGUAUGUGUACUGGAACAUUGGGGUGACGGAUCCGGAAACCUGGGAGAAGGCGAACCGCGAGGGCAAGCUGUGGGACUUGCCUCCGACGCAUAGUGCCACUUAUGCGCCGGUGAUUGAGCCUACUCUGCGGACAGGAAUCGAGGCAUUGGCUCUCUCUGCCCUGACAUUUCUCGACGUGAAUAGUGAGAUAUAG
Messenger RNA from Aspergillus viridinutans, 1302 nucleotides. RefSeq lists its product as uncharacterized. Gene Ontology annotation, molecular function: hydrolase activity. Lineage: Eukaryota; Fungi; Ascomycota; Eurotiomycetes; Eurotiales; Aspergillaceae. Bases 1 to 1302 code for a protein of 433 amino acids. The transcript has a single exon. The record is from RefSeq and is a predicted model, not a curated record.